AUGAAGAUUUAAAUAUCUCCAUAAAAAAAUAUGGAUAAAAAAACCCUCUUCUCUUAUAAUGAAACAAAUUAGCAGCAAUAAAUUCCUGUUCGAAACUAAAUACAUUUUUCUUAGAACCGUGCUAAUGGUUCUGUUUAAAACAAUACUACAAAUAUGUUAUAAGGGAACCAAAAAAGCGAUUAAAUUAAUGCUUAGAACGCUAUAAACCAUUCUCAUAAUUAAGGAUAAGCAGGUUAGAAGGGUACAAAUAUUCCAAACAAUGUAAAUAGCAAUGCUAACAAUAAUUAAAAUGCAGCAGCUAAUAAUGAUGAAAAUAUAAACAACAUUGAUGUAAAAGUACAUCCUGAAUUGCAGCUUAGUUAACAAGAUUUUGAAAAGAAAUUCAUAAAGACAGCUGACAAAUGUUUAAAUAAAUGUGAUUUCUAUGAGACUUGGAAAUAUGAAAUGAAUGGAGAAAUUUAUAUUGUAAAAAAAUACUUAAAAUUAGAUGAUAUGAAAUGGAAAAAGCUUGUUAAUUCUUAUAAUCUUUAAUACCAUUUAGCAUGUAGUAACUCUUUAUUUUUAAAGCCUUUCAAACUAGUAGCGUUUUCUCUCGCGACUGUAACUUCUGCCCAUCACAACAGGUUAAGUCAUACUAAUGUUCAUCAUGUAGCUAAUAGCCAUUUGAAUUAAUAAAAUACUCAAAGUCAAUAUGCUUAAUAUUAACAAUAAUAAAUUAGAAGAUGGCACCUAUAUGUAAUAUAUCCCUUUAGCAUAGAAAGUAUAACUCUUGAUAAAAUAUACUAAUCACAAACAGCCUCAGUAUCUGAUACUGAUUUAAUUUGCUUGGCUAUUUAGCUUUUUAAAAUUGGACAGCUUUGUGCUGAGAAGAAUUUUCCUCUUAUAAACUGGAAAUUUAGCAAUUUACUUGUUGAACUAAAAUCUUCUUCUAUUUAAAUAUUCUAACCAAAUUAUUAGUAGCCAGUUCAAACUCUCUCUACAUAAAUGAUUAAAACUUAAAGACUGCAGACUGAAACAAAUCAAAUAUCAUCAUAAAAGCCAAGUCUUAAAUUAGUUGAGUAUUCCUUAAAAAUCAUGGAUUUAUAUGAUUAUUUUGGAAUAGAGAAUCGUGAUUCUAAUGAUUUGUUGCUACCUCCUGAGUUAAGAUAAGAUCAACGUAAAUCUUCUGCAACUGUUCACUUUGAAGAUUUUCAUGGAUCAUUAGAAUAAUCAAGUAUUUACAUGACAGGAAUGAUCUUGGCGUAACUUCUAAUAAAAAAUUUUGAGGAAUCAAGAAAAGCUGAUGAUUCCAUACUAUAUAAGAAAAGUAAUAAACUUAUAGCAACUCCUCAGUAGCCUUAAUCAGCCAGUAUAAACAAAUCAGUUUUACAAAAAAAAGCUAUAAAUAAUAACAGUAUUUAAUAAAGUGUAGAUGAAACAAAAAAAAAGAAUACAUUAAAUUCUUCAUCUUUAACACAAAGCAAUGAUUUUAGCUAAUUGUAAAAUAUAUAAAAUACAAUAGAUUUGAUAAUUGAAACACAAUCAUAAGUUAAUCCUUUAAUCCAUGCACUAGCGAUGAUUGUUAAAUUUACAAUUACACCAAACCCUAAAGAAAGAUACUCCUUUUCUUCUGUGCUGGAUGUAAUUAGAGAUCUUUUUGGAGAAAUUAUUGACUAACCUAAUUCAGAUUAGUCUUAGUAUAAAAAAUUUGAAAAAAAUAUAAUUAUGCUUUUAGAGUUCACCAACACUUUAUUAGAAUAACAAGAUUAUGAAAGUGCUUCAAAUUUGAUGAAUAGAGCUAAAAAAAUUUUAAUUUUAAAAUCCAAAAAAUAUUAGCUUUCACCUAUUGUGAACGCCUAUUAUUUUUUCUCUACAAGUAAUUUGCUUAUGCUUUAAGGAAGAUUAGCUCAUGCUGUUAGAAACUAUUUAGAUGGGCUCAGAGAAAUUUAGCAAAUUCAAAUACAGUAUGAAGAGUAUUAAGAUGACCUGUACUAUAAACUUCAUGCAUAAAUACUUCUAUAAUUGGGAAUCUGCUCCUUCAAAUUAAAUUAAUACUACAAAUCUAGAUUUUACAUUGAAGAAUGCAUAAUAAUCCUAAAAAAUUAGGAAAAAUAUUACAAAUAACCACAUAUAAAAAACUCUUUGAGGUGUAAAUAUUUUGAGAUGAAUGCAUUUGCUUUAAUGUGGAGAGCAUAAAUAGAAAGAAUAAUAGGAGUUAACAAUGACACUGAUUAUAAAAAAUUAGAAGAUUUUUCAAGUAAUAAAAAAUCAGACUUUAGAGUUUCUGAUACAGAUAUUCAAAGUGAAAAAAAAAUCAACGAAUCUAUAAAAGAUUAGAAAUAAGAGCCGAUUGAAUUAUUAACUAUAAAAGAAGCUUUAAAAUAUGUACCCAAAGGUACCAGAUCAUAUGCUAAAAUAGUGCUCGUUAAAGCAAAAAUAUUAAGUUCCAAAGGGUUCACAGAAAAAGCUCUUAAAUAUGUCAACAAAUAGCAGGAAUAGCUUGAAAGUUAAAAUUAAAAUAAAGUCACUGACUUACUUAUAAUGGAGUGCAACUAUAUCAAAGGGAUCAUUUACUUCUAAAAAGAAAAUAUUCCAGAAUCCAUUAAACAUUUUUAGUUAGCCCAGCAAAUUUAUGAAUAAAGAGGUGAAGCAAAUCACCCAGAUUGUUCAGCAAUAUAUUAAAAGCUUGCUAAAUGCUACGCUAGAUUAGGUAAAAUUUCUCAGGCAUCGUCACUUCAUGAAAGAGCUAUGCUGUUAAAUGAUCUUAACUUAGCCGAAGCUAGUUUUUAAGAUUCAAGAUUCCUAAAGUAAUCAACAGAGGAACCUGAAUGUUUGCUUACUUAUAACUAUUGCCUUCAUUUGAAGGAAUAAGGAUUGUUUAAGUAAUCAAAAGAAUUUACUCAUGAACUUAUGUAAAACUACAAAUAUUUUUUAUCACCUGCACCUGAAUUUGUAAACAAAUUAUUGGAUUAUCACUACACAAAUUUGAAUCUAAAAAUAAAGAUAACAAAAAGUUGA
Molecule: messenger RNA, 2997 nt
Organism: Tetrahymena thermophila SB210
Lineage: Eukaryota; Ciliophora; Oligohymenophorea; Hymenostomatida; Tetrahymenidae
Product: tetratricopeptide repeat protein
Exons: 9
Molecular function (GO): protein binding
Source: RefSeq, a predicted model, not a curated record